This is a messenger RNA of Naegleria gruberi, 583 nucleotides long. RefSeq lists its product as uncharacterized. NCBI's taxonomy places the organism in Eukaryota, Heterolobosea, Eutetramitea, Acrasida, Naegleriidae. The annotation marks the transcript as partial. The transcript has 2 exons. The record is from RefSeq and is a predicted model, not a curated record.
ACCCAAACCCAAACCCAAACCCAAACCCAAACCCAAACCCAAACCCAAACCCAAACCCAAACCCAAACCCAAACCCAAACCCAAACCCAAACCCAAACCCAAACCCAAACCCAAACCCAAACCCAAACCCAAACCCAAACCCAAACCCAAACCCAAACCCAAACCCAAACCCAAACCCAAACCCAAACCCAAACCCAAACCCAAACCCAAACCCAAACCCAAACCCAAACCCAAACCCAAACCCAAACCCAAACCCAAACCCAAACCCAAACCCAAACCCAAACCCAAACCCAAACCCAAACCCAAACCCAAACCCAAACCCAAACCCAAACCCAAACCCAAACCCAAACCCAAACCCAAACCCAAACCCAAACCCAAACCCAAACCAAAACCCCAACCAAACCCAAACCCAAACCCAAACCCAAACCCAAACCCUGAUAUCAACUAUACCAAUCUUUAUGAAAUUGAUACAUGUAAAAGUAAUCAACAUCAUAAGAAACUUAAUAAAAACAUCAAUUAUUCAGAUAUCGAAGAUCUCCAAGAGUUACGAUACAAGACUUUAAAUUAUACAUUUAAUAAUUAA